UAACUGUCAAAAAUAAUUAUAUUAUUUUUUUGUUCUUUCACAUAUCAAAGUAAAGAGUAAAUUAUUUUUUAUGAAUUAUGAUGCAUUAGAUCUAUUAGCAAGGAACUUACGGCAUAUAAUAAACAAUUAUAACAUGGAAAGUAUUUGCAGAACUUGCCUAAGAACUCAGGAAUCUUUGUCCUCCUUAUUUGAUCAGGAAGAUUUGAUAAUGAGAAUAAAAGAUAUAUCUUCUGUUCAGUUAACUGAUAUAUAUGGCUAUCCAACAAAAAUUUGUGAAGAAUGUCUUUCAAAUGUUAACAGAUUAUACAACUUUCGUAAGGUGAUUCAGAAUUCUGAAUUAGAACUUCGCGAGAGAUUCGCUGCAGAAGAAAGGGAUAAAUCCACAAUUAAAGAUAAGAAAUCUCAAAAACAUAGAGAAAAAAUUGAAUUUGAUGAAGAGGACGAGAAGCCUUUGAUUUACAUUAAGACUGAAUUAGAGCAUGCUACUGAAGCAGAUAAUACUAGAGAUGAAAAUGAUUGGUCACCAGAUCCAGAUAUAACAAAUGAUGACUAUAAUUCAGAGGAAGAUUCUAAUCCCAAAUUAUUUGGGGAAGUUAAUUUGAGGGAAGCUGAAGACUGUUCUAGACUGUUGAUGCCUGUCAAGAAAUGUUAUUGCAAAGAGUGCGGAAUUGAAUUUUCUUCACGAUUUAAACUUUAUAAUCACAGAAGGACAAAUCAUGUUGUUCCAGGAGUUUGUAGUAUUUGUGGUAUUAUUGUUAGGGCAGAUAAUUUAAGAAGGCAUGUUCAAUUACACUCAGAGGGACCAGCAUCUUGUCAUCAUUGUGGAAAAGUGUUCAAAAAUUCAGAAUCCUUAAGGGGCCAUUUAUUGAUCCAUAGAGGUCACAUUUUCACUUGUGAGAAAUGUGGCAAGACGUCUAAAGUUCGUGCAGAGCACAGAAGACAUAUGAAGACUCAUGCAGAUCCGGAAAUUGGAAAAAUGAUGUGUAAUAUUUGCGGAAAGAAGGUACGAGAUUUGAAGAAACACAUGCAUAGUCACACAGGUGAAAGACCCCAUAUUUGCAACUUCUGCCAAAAAGGUUUCACUAGUCCCUAUGCUUUAAAAGUUCAUACUCGACAACAUACAAAUGAGAGGCCCUAUGUUUGUAAUAUUUGUUCUUCUGCUUACCCUCAAAAAGUAUCUCUUGUCUCCCAUUUAAAAUCCAAACAUGGCAUCAAAUAUGAGAAUCCAGAAUCUACUUGAGAAGUAUAACUAGAUUGAAUUUGUUCCAUUACAUUUAAAAGAAUUUUAAGUGCACUACACCAAACUGAUAAUUAAUUUAUACCAACACAAUUCAAGAUUCAAUUGUAUGGAAAGCUGAGGUAGGAUAUAAAUAAUUUUGUUUAAAAUAUUUUCAAAUUUUAUAUCAAUUAACUUUCAGAUAUUGAUAUGAUGUACAUAUAUGUAAAGUAAAUAUACUAUUUUUCCAUUUUCA
Molecule: messenger RNA, 1472 nt
Organism: Harmonia axyridis
Lineage: Eukaryota; Metazoa; Arthropoda; Insecta; Coleoptera; Coccinellidae
Product: zinc finger and BTB domain-containing protein 24-like
Exons: 3
Coding region: 71-1240 (389 amino acids)
Biological process (GO): regulation of transcription by RNA polymerase II
Cellular component (GO): nucleus
Molecular function (GO): zinc ion binding; DNA-binding transcription factor activity; RNA polymerase II cis-regulatory region sequence-specific DNA binding
Source: RefSeq, a predicted model, not a curated record